AUGGCAGCGACUAAAGCUGCCCGCACUCAAGAUGGCGCCGCUGCCCGGACGCAAAAUGGCGCCGCCCCAACUGUAAAGGCGCCUGUGCCCACAAGCAAAAUGGCGCCGCCGCAUCCAACAUGGCGCGGUCCCCCCAAACAUGGCGUCUCCCCAGUCAAAAUGGCGCCUUCGCCCUUUCCCAACAUGGUGUCGAGUGCCCUCUUUGCAUCUUCCGCCGCUCUGCGCAUGCGCCGCUGUUCGCUCCGCCUCCUCAAAUCUCGGCUGUUCCGCUAUCUCGUUGCCCCUUUGCCGAAGUUGGUAGCCGGGGGUCAGUUCCGCGUCAUCAAAGAGCCUCUGGGCUUCCUCAAACUGCUCGAGUGGCUCUUCUCCAUCUUCGCCUUCGCCACGUGUGGGGGUUAUUCCGGAAGCUUCCGGCUGAGCGUCGAGUGUCCCCCCCCAAACCGCAGUGCCCCCCUCAUCCCCGUCACCUUCGGCUAUCCCUUCCGGGCCCCGCUCAGUUCUUCGUCACGUCGGCGUCGCCUCUUUCCUCUACGCCCCGCCGCUCUCGGGGGGACCUCUUCUUGGGGGGGGCCUUCCGCCCCGGUGCCCGAGCCCCCCCGCAUCGACUUCGCGGUGACGGCGCUGCUGGCGUUCCUCUGGUUGGUGGCGUCGUGCGCGUGGGCGGCGGCUCUGGGCGAGGUGAAGGCGGCCACGGCGCCUACGGCGGUGCUGGCGCAGCUCGAGGGCUGCCGGCGGCCCGGGGCGCGGUGCCGGGCGCUCGCCGAGCCGCGCUUCUCCGGCCUCAACACCUCCGUGGUGUUCGGGUUCCUCAAUUUGGUGCUGUGGGGCGGCAAUCUGUGGUUCGCGCUGAAGGAGACCGGGUGGGGGGGAUUCGGGGCCCCCCGAGCCGCCCCCCAACAGCCGCCGCCCCCCGAAAAAGCCCCCGAAGGGGGGUACGGACCCCCCGAUGGCUCCUAUGGGGGGCAAGGGGGGGGCGGCGGGGGCUACCAACCCGAGUACGGGGGCUACCAGCCCGACCCCCCCCCCUUCGGCAACCAGAUGUAGGUUCACCCCAUGGGGCGCCGAGGAACCGCGGGGGGCGGGGCUGGAGCUGCGCCCCAUAGCUCUGCCCCAUAGAUCUGCCCCACAGAUGUGCCCCAUGGGGCCUGCCCCACGGAUCUGCCCCACAGAUCUGCCCCACGGGGCCUGACCCAUAGAUCCCUGCCCCAUGGAUCCCUAUAUCCAUGGAGUCCUGCCCCAUAGAUCCUGCCCCAUAGCGCCCCAUAGCUCCCAGCCCCACAGAUCCCACCCCAUAGCUCUGCCCCACGGCCAGCCCCAUAGCUCUGGCCCCAUAGCCCUGCCCCACUGCGCCCCACGGCGCCGCCAAGCCCCGCGCCCCCCAUGUGUUUGUGCCGUGUUCGUGACGUCUCGGGGGGGGUCCCCGGCUGCCCCCCAAGUGUGGGGCAGG
Molecule: messenger RNA, 1447 nt
Organism: Cuculus canorus (common cuckoo)
Lineage: Eukaryota; Metazoa; Chordata; Aves; Cuculiformes; Cuculidae
Product: synaptophysin-like
Exons: 7
Coding region: 1-1044 (347 amino acids)
Cellular component (GO): synaptic vesicle membrane; synaptic vesicle
Source: RefSeq, a predicted model, not a curated record